Messenger RNA from Cornus florida, 2147 nucleotides. RefSeq lists its product as uncharacterized. NCBI's taxonomy places the organism in Eukaryota, Viridiplantae, Streptophyta, Magnoliopsida, Cornales, Cornaceae. Gene Ontology annotation, biological process: chloroplast organization; regulation of DNA-templated transcription. The transcript has a single exon. Gene Ontology annotation, molecular function: double-stranded DNA binding. The record is from RefSeq and is a predicted model, not a curated record. Gene Ontology annotation, cellular component: chloroplast. Bases 209 to 1381 code for a protein of 390 amino acids.
UGGGUUUUUAAUGCUUAAACCUCUCCUUGUAAUUUGAAAUGCUGAAAAAACUAGCAUACAGAGCUUGAACUAGGUUUAGGGCACACUGUCCAUCUUUCAGAGAAAAUGAUAGAGAGAGAGAAUCGAAUCACUGCAAAUCUAUGAAGCUCCCCACUUUACAGGCAAGUACUCAUCUCUACACUCUUCGCUUUGAUUGAUAGCAUAUUAUAUGUGUGUGCAUCUUCAAGAAAUGAGGACUAUUUAUAUCUGCAAAAGUCUCAUCUCUCUUUCUCUCAAGAAUUCUUCACAUCUCAACAAAACCCCAGUUUCUCUUUUCUCUCUCCUCUUCUUCUCUUCCUCUCCAGAAACCCCCAUUGCGGUGGCCGAUUACUUGAUUGAUAGACACAAAUUUUCUCCUGAAACUGCUUCGAAAGUCUUUUCAAGAAGCCCCAAUCUGAAAAGGCCUGAAAAGAUCGGUUCAAUUCCGUCUUUUCUCGAGGAAAUUGGUUUUUCGGAUACCAAUCUCGAGCGUGUCAUCAAACACGCGCCUCAACUUCUCUCUGCAAAUCUUGAGCUUUCCAUCAAACCCAAAUUCAAGUUUUUUCAAGACUUGGGUAUUUCUUCUAGCGAUAUUGUGCAAAUGGUUUCGAAUGACCCAAGGAUUCUAACUCGUAGCGUUGAUAAUCGGCUUGGCCCGUCGAUUUUAGCAUUGAAGAGUGUUUUGUGUUCGAAUAUGGAUGAUAUGUCUAGGGUUUUAAAGAGAUCUGGGUGGUUUUUGAGGUCUGAUUUAGCGAAAACUGUGAUACCCAAUAUUGAAUUUUUGAAGAGCUGUGGUAUUAGUUCGUCCCAGAUAACCCAAUGUAUCUAUAAUUUCCCAAGAUUUUUCUUCAAUAAACCGACGAGUAUUAGAGAAUAUGUCAAGAGGGUUGAUGAGAUGGGUUUUGACAGGAAGUCUAGGAUGUUUCUUACAGCGAUUCGGGUGAUUAGUUCGAUGAAAAUUGAGAAUUGGGAGUUGAAAUUGGAGGUCUUUAAGGGUUUGGGAUUUAAGGAAGAUGACAUUUUGUCAGUUUUUAGGAGACAGCCUCAGGCUUUCGGUGUGUCAGAGAGGAAAAUUAAGGAGGUAACACAGCUUUUGCUUAGCGCAGGCAAAUGUGAUAUCUCAUAUGUUAUUAAUAACCCAGGCUUACUUGGUUACAGUGUUGAGAAUAGGCUUAAGCCACGGCUAAAAGUUCUGGAAGUUUUGGAAAGCAGGAAUUUGCUUCUUAAAAAGCCGAGUUUGGCACCUGCAUGCAAGAUGACUGAUAAGAAGUUCUUGGAGAAAUAUGUAAUCCCUUAUUCAGAUGAAAUUGGUGACUUAUUCGUGGUUAACAAGGCCUCAUUGACCGCAGAAAUAUGUGCUUAAAAUCAUGAUAUCCUCCUGUGUCACUUUCGAUUUAAUACCUAAAGAAGUCCAUGGUUCAAGGGGGAGCAAUACUGUGUGUGUGUGUGUAUUUUACCUACCAAAAAGAAGAGUUGUGGUGGUGAGGCAUUGCAUAUCAAAUCUAGUUGCUAUUCUGAAUUUUGUUUUGUCUCAUCUUUCUUAGCAUGGUUAUGGAAAGAAAGGUAGAGGGAAAAAAAUAAAAAUUUUCUUGUUUGGUUUCUUCUACUUGUCAUCCAAAUAUUUAGUCAACAGAAGAGUGUAGGUGGAUUUAUCCCAGGGCAUUUAAUAACUUGUGGGGAGUCUAUAAUUCCGUUUCGAUGAGCUCUUGGAUAUAAAUUUGUAUGCUUUGAAUUUGAUGCAAAGAUGGUAGUCGAUGCGUUGAUUGAGGGUGCAGCUUGUCCAAUUGAAAUCGCCUCUGUAGUUUUUGAUGUCAAAGUGAAUAAGGUGGCUCACGCCCUUGCAGCUUUAUCCGGUGAUCAUGUGGAAGCAGACUGUGUAUUGGAUAAUAUAUAUUCCUCCUCAGAUUGUCAAUUUAGCUGCGUGGGAUGUUUUGGCUGCCAGUUCUUAGAUUCAUGAUCCGUGGUUCUGCUGCUUGUUCUUCUUCUUUCUCUUUUUUUGUUGUCUUUGUUGUCACCUUUAGAACCCACUAGGCUUUUUUAGUGACAAAAGUGUUUUCUUGUUAGCAUUUUGACAUAACACUAGUUACACUUCAAUAGCUAUGUCAAAAUGCUAUUGAAGUGCUUCCGAA